Molecule: messenger RNA, 4346 nt
Organism: Medicago truncatula (barrel medic)
Lineage: Eukaryota; Viridiplantae; Streptophyta; Magnoliopsida; Fabales; Fabaceae
Product: protein PLASTID MOVEMENT IMPAIRED 1-RELATED 1
Exons: 4
Coding region: 304-4047 (1247 amino acids)
Source: RefSeq, a predicted model, not a curated record
AUUACAUAAAUUUUUCUGCAACCUACCACCCUAUUAUUCACUCCAUCAUUUAGAACUCCAAUUACUCACUAAUGUUUUUUGAAAUUUCUUUUGAUUUUGAUUUUGAUUUUUGAAAGAGGUAGCGGCAAUUCUUAGAGAGAGAAAAUAAAGGAGAGAGAAAUAAUCGUUGAAGCAGAAGAAGAUAAACUAACAAGCUAUGCUAUCUCUAUUCUCACACAACUGUAACUUAUAACGAAUCUUCUCAUGAAAAUCAAUCAAUUCAAUCUAUUAACCUAAACUCAUUCCCUCUCUCUUCACCAGAACAUGAUGUUGUCGAGAAUGGAAAGUGGUAAGAAGAGUAGUGGGGUUUCUGGUAGUCAAAAGAAAUUGUUGAAGGAUGUUGAAACUAUGAAUAAAGCUAUGUACUUGGAUAGAAGUGCUUCGAGGAAUUCGGUGUCUGGUUCGAAUUCGAGGUCUAAAACAGCUGGAAAAUCGUUGUUUCCUGAUCCGAAACCGAAGGGUAAAGGGAGUAAUAGUAAUGAUGAUAAUGAUGGUUUGCAGAAGGAUAAGAGGUCUAUAUGGAAUUGGAGGCCGUUGAAGGCGCUUUCGCAUAUCCGAAAUAAGAGGUUUAAUUGUAGUUUUUAUCUUCAUGUACAUUUGAUUGAAGGGUUGCCGUCUACUUUUGAUGGUUUGAGUUUUUCGGUGUAUUGGAAGAGGAGGGACGGGGUUUUGGUGACACGUCCGGCUAAAGUGGUUCAGUGUGUGGCUGAAUUUGAUGAGAAGUUGACUUAUACUUGCUCAGUUUAUGGAAGUAGGAGUGGACCUCACCAUUCUGCAAAAUAUGAAGCUAAGCACUUUUUGCUUUACGCUUCGCUUCUCAGUGCGCCGGAGCUUGAUUUGGGGAAACAUCGAGUUGAUCUUACGAGGUUGCUUCCUCUCACUUUGGAGGAGCUUGAGGAGGAGAAGAGCUCGGGGAAGUGGACUACGAGUUUCAGGUUAUCGGGAAAGGCCAAGGGUGCCGUGAUGAAUGUCAGUUUUGGGUAUACGGUUGUUGGUGAUAACACCAGCGCGACAAAAGAUGGCCAUAAUGCUCCUAAUGUGUUGACUUCAAGGCAGAAUAGUCUUGCGUUGACGAAGCCAGAUGUUAAACAAAGACAGUUUGAUGGAAGCAGCAGCAUGAGGCGGGCCGGAAGUUUACAAAACUAUAGCAGUCGGUACUCGUCUCAAGCUGUGGAAGAGGUAAAGGAUCUUCACGAGGUGUUGCCAUCGUCUAAGUCUGCACUAGCCAGCUCAAUAGGCAUCUUAUAUAAGAAAUUCGAUGAAGAAAAGGCGUGCAGUUCUCUGGACAAUGAACCUGAUCCUGAUUUGUCAAAAGAAAAUCUCGAGCCAAUCAAACCAGAUGGAUAUACUUUCUCUGAUAUCAGAAAUGAAAUGCCUGAAGUGCAUGCAGUUAACGAUGGAAAUACAUGUCCAAUGCUUGAAGAAAAGGCGUGCAGCUCUCUGGACAAUGAACCUGAUCCUGAUUUGUCAAAAGAAAAUCUCGAGCCAAUCAAACCAGAUGGAUAUACUUCCUCUGAUAUAAGAAAAGAAACGCCUGAAGUGCAUGCAGUUAACGAUGGAAAUACAUGUCCAGUGCUUGACACACCUGAACUUGAUGCAUUUCAUGAAAACCUGGAGACAGAUAAGCCAGAUGGGUGUCUUUUACUUGAUUCUGGAAAAGAAAACCUUGACUGUCAAGAUAAUGAAUUUUUUGUUGUUGAUAAGGGUAUAGAAAUGUCAUCAAUUGAACCUGUUAAAGUAGAGGAGUCUUUCACAAAGGCUUCUGAAGAUACUUCUACAGUUGAUAGUGCUUUUACCUAUGAUACUGGAGGUUUACAUGUAUCUUCUGAAGAUAGUUUGAUACACGCUUCUCUUGACGAGGCAAAUGAUGGUUGUAAGGAUCAGUCAGUGGUAGAUGAAUCUGCUUGCGAAGAGGAUGACUUAUUCACAAAUGAACUACUGCAAGAAUUAGAAUCAGCUAUAAAUAGUGUCUCAGAUUUCGAGACAGCUGCUCUAGAAUCUCCUAAUGUUGCGGAAUUCAAAUCUGAAUAUAAGAUGAGAAAGACACAUAGCUUUGAUGAUGUUACAGAAUCGGUUGCGAAUGAAUUUUUAAGCAUGCUAGACACAGACCGUAGUCCAGCAGGCUCAAAUUCUGACAACGAGCCGGAGUCACCGAGAGAGCUUCUCUUAAGACAGUUUGAGAAGGAAGCCCUAGAUGGGGGCUUUUCUUUAUUUGAUUUUGAUAUGGACUGUGACGAUGAAGCUGAUGAUGGCUAUGAUGCUUCUAAUGGCUCUGAGCAGUGGAAUUUCUCUGAGGGUAUGCAUUCAUCAUCCUUGUUCCAGGACCUUCAGAAGAAACAUCUCGUUGAGUCUCAAGAUGUGAAGGGAAAACAAAGGGCUCAAAUGCUAGAAGAUUUGGAAACAGAAGCCUUAAUGCGUCAAUGGGGUUUGAACGAGAAGGCUUUUCAUCAUUCUCCACCAAAAGAUUAUACCGGUUUCGGAAGUCCAAUUCAAUUACCACCUGAAGAGCUUCCUACGUUGCCUCCUCUUGCGGAGGGGUUGGGCCCUUUUCUUCAGACAAAAGACGGAGGCUAUCUACGAUCUAUGGAUCCCUCAAUUUUCAAGAAUUCCAAAGCUAGUGGGAGUUUAAUCAUGCAGGUUUCCAACCCUGUUGUUGUACCUGCAGAAAUGGGUUCCGGGAUAAUGGAAGUUUUACAGUGUUUGGCUUCAGUUGGAAUUGAAAAACUCUCAAUGCAGGCAAAGGAGUUGAUGCCACUGGAAGAUAUCACGGGGAAGACAAUGCAACAAGUAGCAUGGGAAGCUAUGCCUGCCUUAGAAGGAACAGAAAGGCAAUGUCAUUUGCAGCAUGAUUCAAUAAUAGGUCAAGAUACAACUUUUGUGCAAAAGGACUUGAAAGGAACACCACCGUCUAGACUGAAGUCCGGCAAUUUCAAUUCAAAUUCGGUGGCCAACCAAACAGGCUCCGAGUUUGUUUCAAUUGAAGAUCUUGCACCGUUGGCUAUGAACAAAAUUGAAGCACUUUCAAUGGAGGGAUUGAGAAUACAAUCUGGGAUGUCGGAGGAGGAUGCACCAUCUAACAUUGUUGCACAAUCCAUUGGGGAAAUGUCAGCUCUCCAAGGCAAAGGCAUUGAUAUUGACGGAUCGCUCGGCAUGGAAGGAGCUGCUGGUUUGCAGUUGAUGGAUGUAAAAGACAGCGGUGAUGUUGGUGUUGACGGGAUAAUGAGCCUAUCGUUAACUCUUGAUGAGUGGAUGAAGCUGGAUUCUGGUGACAUUGAUGAUGUCGAUAAUAUCAGUGAGCAUACUUCGAAACUUCUUGCAGCCCAUCAUGCUAACUCUUUCGACUUUAUCCGUGGGAGUUCAAAAGGAGGAGUUAGGAGACGAGGCAAAGGCUCCGGCAGAAAAUGCGGUUUGCUAGGAAACAAUUUCACAGUAGCGUUAAUGGUGCAGCUUCGUGAUCCUCUGAGAAAUUAUGAGCCAGUUGGAACACCAAUGCUUGCUCUUAUACAAGUUGAGAGAGAGUUUGUCUUGCCGAAGCAAAAAAUAUUUUGCAGUGUGUCCGAGUUACGUAACAACAACAAUGAUGAGGACGAUGAGGAGAGCGAAAUAGUAGCAAAGGUGGAGAUGAAGGACACGAAUAAAGAGGAGAAAAUUUCUGAAGCAGAACUCAUUCCUCAGUUCAAGAUUACUGAAGUUCAUGUGGCCGGUCUUACACCUGAGCCUCAGAAAAAGAAGCUUUGGGGUACCUCAACUCAGCAACAAUCUGGUUCGCGCUGGUUGCUUGCUAAUGGAAUGGGAAAGGGCAAUAAUAAGCUUCCAACAAUGAAGUCAAAAGCUGCAUCUAAAUCGAUUGCUCCGGUUACCACAAAGGCGCAACCUGCUGACACUUUGUGGAGCAUUUCUUCACGCUUUUUUGGUUCUGGUAAAAAAGGGAAAGAACCGGAAACACUAAAUCCACAUACAAGAAACCCUAAUGUCGUUAUACCAAAUGACACAAAUAGACGUAGUUGACUGAAUAGUGGAAUUCACAAUUCAGAUUUUUCUUGAAGACAUAUCCUUGUCAUCACAGGCAAUAUAUAUGUGAAGUUUGUUAAUUAAAUUUAGUCAUCUGGGGAGCAUGUGCCAAGAAAUUGAUUUAUUUUGUUAGAGCAUCAAUCAAGUUGGACUGGUCCUUCAAUAAUUGCAAGGUGUGAAACAUGGUUAUGUAGAGAAAACAGCAUAAGCAUAAUUGACUUAUUUAUCUUUUGUAAAGUCACUUGUUACUUUUGCUUUCAUCAGUUUUAUUUGUCAUGUACUUAUGUCAUUUGAAA